This is a messenger RNA of Cladocopium goreaui, 3849 nucleotides long. The record is from the annotation of a GenBank genome assembly. NCBI's taxonomy places the organism in Eukaryota, Dinophyceae, Suessiales, Symbiodiniaceae.
AUGGCCGACGCUCCACCAGAUCUUGACACUCAAGAAGGUCUUCGAGAUGCCGUGGCGAAGUUGGACCCUGACUUUCAGGGGUUGUUGGAACGGAAAGGGGUUCCAGCAAGGACGCAAGGAGUGUUGAGCAACUUGGGUGUGCCCAGCAUCAGCAAGUUUGCAGCGUUGGCAGAGGCAGCCGGCGAUGUGAGGGCCUUCGCGGUGGACCACUGCCAAUUGGUAAGAGGUCGUGAUGUGGUGUCCAUUGCAAGCCUGGUGGACAGUUGGCAGGCAUGCACAACCAGGAUGCAGGUGCGGCACAAGGCAGAGGCGGAAGCCACAGUAGCGGCAUUGCCUGCACCUGUGAACAAAGUGGAAGCGCAAGAUUUGAAGGUGCGCUUUGAACAGAUGUAUUACAAAAUGGAGGACAAGGUGGCGCCGGCCACAGCAACUUUGGAGCACGUCUUCGACCAGGUGGAGGCUGGCGAGUGGAAGAAUAUGGCCUUGGUGCAGUUCCUGUCCAAGGACGAUGCCGAUGCAGAGCCGCUGGCAGCGGUCAUCGACCGUUCUGGCAAUGUGCGAGUGAAGAAGGGUCACGGGGAGACCAAACCACCCAAGACGCCUGAGGAGUUGAGGCAACGUUUGAAGUUGGUGGGGCACACCUAUGUGAUGACCCAGCUGAAGUUCCCGAACCGGGCUGUGCUGCGUGGUCUGGACCCCAACAUCUUUAUGAAGCUGGCGGACUAUUUGUUGGGGGAACAUGUUCAUGGCCUGUCGGCAAAAGACGAGAAGGGCGAGGUGAUCUCACGGCCCUCCUUCGAGCUGGUGCUUUCCUACGAGUACCAGAUUCGCAAGUUUGCCACGAAGGCGAUGAACGAAGGUACCCCCAUGAUCACAGCAUUGGAAGAAGGAAUGAAAGACACCACAACUAAGGCUGAAGUCAAGAUCUCCGAGGAGGGGAGACUCUCCGGAGAAAGGACACAGCAGGAGCUGGGGCCAAAGCCGAGUCCAAGUGAAGGACAAUUAGAGUCAGGGACAGGAGAGAAGCCUUCUGUCGAGAACGCCAAGACGGGUGAAGCACUACGAAGUUUCACGCUGAAAGUCCUGUACCUGUUUGCAGGGGCAGAACGUAAGACAUCAGUUGUCUCAUACUUGAAAUCCAUGGCGGCUAAAAAGGGCUGGGCUGUGGAUGCACUGGAAGUGGACCUCAAACGAGGUGAUCAUUUCGAUCUUACACAGGUGCGCCAAUAUGCGAGGACCUCCAACUUUGAGGACCAAGGAUCAUUUGUGGGGGUUCCCAUGGGUGAAGAGAUUCGAAAAGGAUCUCGAGCUGGGCAAUGCAUUGGUACGGAUGCCUAUCCACCCAAGCUGGACGAGGCUAUAGCUGCAGCUAUUAUGGCCGAGUUCAGCGGUCCUUCCACCUCCGGGUCCGUUGGAGGGGGUGGUUGCCCAGAGGUGAAAGGCCAAUCGAGUGGAGUGGUUCCGUUCGAACCAGGUAGAAGAAACCAACGGUCAUCUGGAACGGAUCCAGAUGAAAACGGCGUGGAUAAGAAGAGGAAGCUAGGAGAGAACCCUCUUGACAAGUCUUCUGACGUAAGGUCAAGGGAGGACAGCUCGGGGGAAGCGGAAAGUGUUCCCAUCGAGAGUCCAGCCAGGGCAGGACACGGUGUGCCAAUUCGGUGUUGGUACAAAGGGAAGGAGAGGUCCAUCCACGACGGGGGAGGACUGUGUUCGCCGGGGAGGUGGCCGGGGAAACAAAGGAGGCAGCUCUCCAGUGAAUCAGCACUGGGGUUGGCAUCUUGUUGCAAGGGGGAGUUUCUGAAAUGGGUGCUUAGCAUUUGCAACAAGAAGGGCGAUGCGGUCAAAGAAGUGUUUUGGUCGCUGGCAGGGGGGAAGGGUCUGACGUCUCCCUUCUCGGAAGUCAUUCAAGAGGCCAGAGAGUCUCUGGACAGGAAGCUGGAACUCUUGGGUAAGUCUCCCAGGAGAAGGUCUGGAGACAGGUGCUCGGAAGUGAACUUCAGGAGAUUGGCGGCGGCUCUUGAGGUAGUGGAGGACGAGGACUUCGAGUGGCUGGAAGCGGCAGCUAGCUCAGGAGUUCGCUUGGGCGUGGAUCAGACCAUGCCUCGUGUCCCAGCGGUCUUUGAGGAAAAAGUCAAGUGGAAUUUGGACUUUACAGACGAAGAGUUCAGGGACACUCUGGCUUGCAAUUACCGGUCUGCGGAAGAAAAUGCGGAGGACAUUGAGCGACAGGUGAUGGAAGAGGUGGAAGCGGGUUCCAUCAUAGCUAUGAGAACAGAGGAAGCAGAGGAAAAGUACAAGGGCAGGUUAGCGGUGGCAGCCUUGGGUGCAGUGCCUAAGGAGCUUGGUUCAAGCGUGGUACGCAUCGUGCAUGAUGGUUCCUACUCGGUCGACAUUAAUCAUAGGAUUAAAGUAAGGGAUAGGAUGCGCUUCCCUAUGGUGGACGACGCUGGGGGUGUGCUUUUGCAGGUGGAGAAGGAGGUCGAGGAGGCUCAAGGGGCUAUGCGGUGCUCGCUCCUCUACGACAUUUCCAGGGCUCAUAAACUUUUACCAGUAGACGAGCAAGACUGGGGCCUGCAAGGUUUUAGAUUGCCUGCGGGCAAACAGGGUACCGUGUUUCUACACACCAGAGGCACGUUUGGCGUGGCUUCAGCUGCCUACCAUUGGCAGAGGCUUGCGGCAUGUUUGGUGAGGUUGGUGCACAGGUUGGGAGGUUUUGAUCUCGGCCUGCUGCACCUAUUAUUCGCCGACGAUGGAUGGCUCACAGCAUUGGCCCCCUCCUUUUGGAGAAGGAUGUUGUUUUGGUUGUUUUGCUUGGAACUUUUCGAGGUGCCCAUUGCAUGGAAGAAAGUUCGUGGGGGUCUGGUAGUGCAUUGGAUAGGCUAUCAAAUCGAUGUGCAGAAGUUCACUAAAGGCAUUUCGGAAAAGAAGGUCAAAUGGAUUGUGGAAUGGCUUGAAAGACAUCGAGCUUCAGGCGGAGUGACUGGGCGCGAUCUUAAAUCAGCAUUGGGCCGAUUCAGUUUUGUGGCAGGGGCUCUACAGCAUGUCAGGCCAUUCUUGGGGCCCAUAUUUGCGUGGGCAGCGGUCCUUUCACCAGGGACCUUUGCCAAGUUUCCAGAUGCAGUGGCAGUUCUCUUGGAUUUUAUCCAAGGCGAAGUGGUCAAAGAAGCCAUGACCAGACCUAGACGUCUGGAAAGCCGUCCGGCAGAAAAGUUCCGGGUGGAUGCUAAAGCAGAAGCAGACUUGAUUGUGAUCGGUGGCUGGGAAAUUCCGGCUUCAGGGCGGACUGAGGAUGCUCGGUGGCUUUCCAUCGUUCUAAACAGACGCAAUGCUCCAUGGGCCUAUCUGAAGGGAGAACCGUUCAGAAACAUUGCGAGUCUCGAGUUGGUGGCAGUGCUGACAGCCAUCAUGUUGUUCGGGAAGGGAUGGGAGUGCGACAUGAGCAGAACGGUGAUGUCCUUAUCGGCUAGUACGGACAACUUGGGCAACACCUAUGUGCUGAACCAUUUCAUGUCGUGCAAGUAUCCGCUUUCCAUUGUGGUCAUGGAACUGGCAGUUCAGCUCAAGCGGCUGGGCCUAGAAAUGGAUUUGAAGUGGAUACCUAGAGGUCAGAAUUCCGAAGCUGAUAGCCUGACCAACAGUGAGUUCAUGGGCUUCGACAGCUCAAAGAGGAUCAUUGUUGAAUUUGAAGAUUUGAAGUUCGAAGUCAUGGACAAGUUGAUGGCCAAGGCGGCAGAUUUGGACGAUGAAAUUAAACUGGCGAAAUCGUCCAAAGAGGCCAAGGGUGAUCGCCCUACGGAGUCCAUGCACAAAAGAAAGAGAGGCCAAACUAGGUGGGAAGACCCCUGGUAA